This is a messenger RNA of Radiomyces spectabilis, 1695 nucleotides long. RefSeq lists its product as uncharacterized. The record is from RefSeq and is a predicted model, not a curated record. The transcript is spliced from 3 exons. Bases 42 to 1358 code for a protein of 438 amino acids. NCBI's taxonomy places the organism in Eukaryota, Fungi, Mucoromycota, Mucoromycetes, Mucorales, Radiomycetaceae. Gene Ontology annotation, molecular function: protein binding.
CAUAUAUCCUUCAACAAUCCUUUAGUAAAGUCUUCUCGACCAUGGGUCAACCGGAUUUGAAAUCACUCGUUUAUAAAUACCUUUUGGAGAAUGGUCUCGAAGGCAGUGCUAAAGCCUUGAAGAAAGACGAUCCCAACAUCAAUGCCGAUGCUUCCAUUUCCUUGUCAUCGAUCUUUGAGAAUUAUAUGAGGGAUCAUCCCGAAGAAUCAGCUUCCAACAGUAGCGAUUCGUCCGAUUCCGACAGCAGCAGCGACAGUGAAGAUGAAAAGAGCUCCUCCUCCUCCUCCUCUUCUUCUUCUUCUUCCUCGUCUUCCUCUUCCGAGAGCUCUUCCUCUGAAAGCUCGGAAGAUGAGUCCAGCUCCUCCGAUUCUGAGAGUGAGGAUGAACAAGUGACAGCCAUGGAGGUUGAUAUCAAGGUCCAAGAAUCGUCCAGCAGUGAAUCUUCAAGCAGCGAAUCAUCUAGCUCCGAGAGCAGUGAUUCUUCUGAUUCUUCCAGCUCUGACGAGGAAAGCAGCAAUGAAGAUGAAGACACACCAAUGACCGAAGCCGCCGAGGCCACCAAAGCUGAGGCCGAAAGCAGUGAAUCGUCAAGCUCUGACAGCGAAUCCAGUGAUUCUUCGAGCUCCGAUGAGAGCAGCAGCAGCAGCGAUAGCGAAAGUGACAGUGAGGACGAAUCACCCAAAGAAAAGGAAGCCGAAUCCUCGCCUAGCGCUACAAGCGACGAUAAGAAGGAGGAAUCCUCCAGCAGCAGCUCUUCCUCAUCCGAAUCCGAGUCCGAAUCCGAGUCCGAGUCCGAGUCUGAGGCUGAGACCAAGGCCAAGUCCAAGUCUGAUUCUGACAGCGAUUCCAGCAGCUCUGAUUCUGAAAGCUCCGACAGCGACAGCGAAGAUGAAAAGGAAACCAAAGUCGCAGUGGAAGUGGCUAUGGAAGUAGAUGCCAAGGAAGAAAGCAGUGACAGCAGUAGCGAUAGCGAUAGCGAUAGCGAUAGUGAUAGCAGUAGCAGCUCAAGCGACGAGUCCGAUGAGGAAAAGGAAAAUGAAACGGAAAAGAAAGAAGAUGCCGAAAGCAGCUCCUCAUCGUCCAGCUCAUCAUCUGACGAUGACAGCGAUUCCUCGAGCUCCGACGAAGAGGAAGAAGAAGAAAAGAAAGAAGAAAAAGAAGAGAAGAAGGAAGAAUCCUCCAGUUCAUCUGAUUCCGAUUCUUCCAGCGACGAUUCCGAUUCCGAUUCUUCCAGCGACGAUUCCAGCAGCAGUUCGAGUGACGAAGAGGAAGAAGAAAAGAAGGAAACACCCUUGAAACGUAAAGCAGAAGAGGAACCUGAGAGUAACCAACCCUUAAAGAAGACGAACUCUAGGUGAGUUCGUAGAUAAAUAAAGCAUGUAUAAGAGUAUUAGUAUUUAUCAACCGCCUUGUCACAAUAGCACUCAAGGACCUAAGAAGAAGCAUGAGCGUAAGCCAGGUACUCCUUUUCAGCGCGUCAGACCCGAAGAAGUGGAAUUUGUCGAUGAUCGAUUAAGGGAUAACUCGUACGUCGGUAAAGGUGGCUCGGAUGAGAGAUCUUACGGCUGGAAAGCUCAUCAGGAUCUGAUCAAAGUCCGAGGCGAUCGAUUCCGUGCGGAAAAGAACAAAAAGAAGCGAGGUUCCUACCGAGGCGGAGAAAUCACCUUUGAAAGUCACAGCAUCAAGUUUGACUAA